This is a messenger RNA of Peromyscus leucopus (white-footed mouse), 1506 nucleotides long. It is a transcript of the gene Tmem11, whose product is annotated as transmembrane protein 11. Gene Ontology annotation, biological process: inner mitochondrial membrane organization. The record is from RefSeq and is a predicted model, not a curated record. Lineage: Eukaryota; Metazoa; Chordata; Mammalia; Rodentia; Cricetidae. Bases 598 to 1128 code for a protein of 176 amino acids. The transcript is spliced from 3 exons. Gene Ontology annotation, cellular component: mitochondrial inner membrane.
UGGGCGCCCAAGGACGUCCAGGCGGGGGGCGCAGCAAUCCGCACACUGCGACUGGGAGACUCUUACCCCAGGCGGAGCCCACCUUUCGCCCUCUUGCGCGCGGCAGUUUGCAGCAGCCUUCCGGCAUGCGGCAUUGUGGGCGUUGUAGUCCGCUCGCCGCCUCCCUCUUGCGGACCAAGCGGCUCGCCGGACUACGUUUCCCUUCGGCCCGCGCGCGCCCCGAGCCGCGUCGGCGCCAGCCCCCGACGAGCCGAGAGUCUCCAAGAUGGCCGCGUGGGGAAGGAGGCGUCUGGGUCCGGGCGGCGGUAGCUCCCGAGAGAGGGAAACAACAGUAUUUGUAAUGAAGAACAUCAAACUCUGAGCUGUAACCUGAAUUCUUGUCCAAAGUUGAGCAUACUGACAGCGAGCACAGCAAACAGAUUGCCGUUUGUCCUGCUGGCCUCUUUGAGGCACACUUACCCAUCUAGGAAAGCAGAGCAGGGAUCUGUAUUCUGCCACCUGUGUGCCAGCCUGGACCAGCUCUCAAACAGCCCUGCCUAUCCUUUCUUGGGCUACUUGGUGCUACUCUCAGGGCCCCUGAGCAUCCCUGAGAUCUCCAUGAUUGUUGGAAUGGUUAGCCUGUCAGCCACAGACUGCUACAUAGUGCAUGAGAUCUACAGUGGGGAGAACGCCCAGGACCAGUUUGAGUAUGAGCUGGAGCAGGCGCUGGAAGCCCAGUACAAGUACAUUGUGAUAGAGCCCACCCGAAUUGGCGAUGAGACAGCACGCUGGAUCACUGUGGGCAACUGCCUGCACAAGACGGCCGUGUUGGCUGGCACUGCCUGCCUCUUCACCCCAUUGGCACUGCCCCUGGAUUACUCCCACUACGUCUCCCUGCCCGCUGGUGUGCUGAGCCUGGCCUGCUGUACCCUCUAUGGGAUCUCCUGGCAGUUUGACCCAUGCUGCAAGUACCAGGUGGAGUAUGAUGCCUAUAAACUGUCGCGCCUGCCUCUGCACACGCUCACCUCCUCCACACCAGUGGUGCUGGUUCGGAAGGACGACCUGCACAGAAAGAGAUUGCACAACACAAUAGCACUGGCUGCCCUGGUGUACUGUGUAAAGAAGGUUUAUGAGCUCUACGCCGUAUGACUGCAGGAGAGUGGGACAUGAGCAGAACCACAGGGCCCACAGGACUCAGAUCCCUACAGCAACACCUUGGGUUUUCUCCAUGAGGCAACAGCACCUGGGAAAGUGUUUGGUUUAAUACUUGUUAUUUUUCAACAAAAAUAACAGAUCAUGGGUAUGCCAGGGGUUUAUUCAGCUCAUUACACUAAGAUGUCUAUUUCCAUAACCCAGGUGUGGGUCCCAGGCUGUGGAAGUCUGACUGGGCAAUGGAAUAUGGAUGGAGCCAACGCUACUUACUGAGGGGUGUGAACUUGCUGUGGGGAUGUCUUAAGUAUAUUGUUUAACUAUACCAUUCAGAAGCCAACCGGAAGCUAUUGACCAUUAAAAUUAUGAGAAUUUCAA